Molecule: messenger RNA, 2739 nt
Organism: Schistocerca americana (American grasshopper)
Lineage: Eukaryota; Metazoa; Arthropoda; Insecta; Orthoptera; Acrididae
Product: transducin beta-like protein 3
Exons: 15
Coding region: 155-2533 (792 amino acids)
Biological process (GO): endonucleolytic cleavage in 5'-ETS of tricistronic rRNA transcript (SSU-rRNA, 5.8S rRNA, LSU-rRNA); endonucleolytic cleavage to generate mature 5'-end of SSU-rRNA from (SSU-rRNA, 5.8S rRNA, LSU-rRNA)
Cellular component (GO): nucleolus; small-subunit processome; 90S preribosome
Molecular function (GO): protein binding; U3 snoRNA binding
Source: RefSeq, a predicted model, not a curated record
AAAGUGUGUUGACAAACACGUGGUUGUCGGACGCGAAAUACGGUUUUUGCGCAAUAGUAAACAUAGUGGUGUGCAGCGUUGAGAUAAUGACAAUGUGUCAGUCGUAGUAGUAGGUAAAUUUGGGGGUCACACCAAGUCCGUCGUCGAUUUUAGUAUGGUUGCCAGCAAGAAAAUAAGGGAUGCGUUUGACGUCGACGUUAAACACGGUGCCUUUUUCACUGGUGGCUCUGUUGAGUGGACAUCUGAUGGCAAGCAGCUUUUGUGUCAGAGCAGUGGCUCCAUAAAUGUUCUAAAUGUUGAGGAUUGUCGUGUCGUAUCCAUUAUUGGAGAGUCAGUAGAGGAUGAAGAUGAGGAUCCCAUUACAGCUCUGACACUUAGUUCAGAUAAUGAGGUACUUGUAACAAGUCACCGAAGUGGGUUGUUCAAACAGUGGAAGUGGAAAGAGAAGCUGUUAACAAAGGUUUGGAAGAGUAUCCACAAAGGGCCUGUCUCUUGCCUUGCAUUGGACAAUGCCGGAGGUAUCUUAGCUAGUGGUGGGUCAGAUGCUAGUGUUCGUCUAUGGGAUGUUCCUCACCACACAUGCUCAGAUACUCUCAGAGGUGGACAAGGUGUUGUAAGUGUUUUGAAGUUUCGUCCACUGAGAACUUCACCCCAGGUGUUUGCAGCAUCUGAUUAUGGAGUUAUACAUGGAUGGGGAUUGCAGAGUGGGCUGUUGGAAGUGACAUUAACCGGCCAUUUCAGUAAAGUAACGGAUAUGACAUUUGACCAUAAUAGUAAAUACCUUAUCAGCUGUGGCCGUGAUAAAAUUCUUAUUCUUUGGGACGUGGAUAAGAAAUGUUCUGUUCGUACAGUACCUGUCUAUGAAUCCCUUGAAAGUUUGGUUCUCUUACCUCAGAAAUUUUCACUACCUAAUCUGGUGAUUGAGAAAGGUAUUCAUAUUGCAACAGCAGGUGAAAAAGGAAAAGUACGUGUUUGGGAUGUGGAGCGGGGCUGUGAAGUUUACUGUCAAGAAAACCCUAUAGUAUCUGCUGCAUCUGAAGAUGGUGGCCUCUCCAUCAUUAAAUUAAUGUUUUGCCAUACUACAAGCACUCUGGCUGUCAUAUCAUAUGAUCAUAAUAUUAUUUUGCAUAGUUUGAAUACCUUCAUGUGUGAGAAACAGUUGGCAGGGUUUAGUGACGAAAUACUGGAUGUAGUCUUUGUAGGGGAAGGAAAUUCCCACUUGGCUGUAGCCACUAAUAGUAUAGAUAUAAAACUGUACAGGCGAUUGAACAUGGAUUGCCAACUUUUGAGAGGUCAUUCUGAUCUUGUACUUGGCCUUGCAUCCUGCCACGCCAAUGCUAGACUUUUGUUAUCAUGUGCGAAGGACAAUUCUGUGAGACUGUGGAUUAUGGAUGCAGAGCAACAGAACAUGACAUGCGUUGGUUCAGCAGUGAGACAUACAGCAUCGGUUGGUUCUGUUGUAUUCUCUCGCCUGUCAGACUCCUUUUUUCUGUCAGUCAGUCAAGAUUCAUGUCUCAAACUGUGGAAAAUACCCGAAAAACUGGAAUUUGGGACCUCUCAUUCUUUGAAUGUUACGCACACCGAGAAGGCACACCAAAAAGACAUUAAUUGUGUCUGCAUUUCACCAAACGAUAAGCUGGUUGCCACAGGCUCGCAAGACAAAAGUGUGAAGUUAUGGUCAGCUGCUGAUUUAUCCCUCUUAGGAGUCAUGAAUGGACACAGGAAAGGAGUGUGGUGUGUGCAGUUCUCGCCUGUUGAUAAAGUUAUUGUGUCGUCAUCUGCAGACUGCUCUAUCAAAUUAUGGGCUAUCUCGGAUUUGUCUUGCAUCAAGACAUUGGAAGGUCAUGAAUCAUCUGUGUUACGUGUUGAGUUUUUGAAUAAUGGUAUGCAGCUUGUUUCAUCUGGAGCUGAUGGACUUCUUAAGAUAUGGAGUGUGAAAACCAGUGACUGUGUUGCAACUAUGGAUCAGCAUGCUGGGAGGGUUUGGGCACUGGCAGUGUCCAGUGAUGAAAGCCACCUUGUGACAGGUGGUUCUGAUUCAACAUUGGUGGUUUGGCGUGAUGUAAGUGAUGAAAAGCGAGCUGCUGCUGAAGAGGCAAUCCAGAAGUUGGUUUUGCAGGAGCAGCAGUUAAACAAUUUGUUACAGGCAGACCAUCUCCUUGAAGCAUUGCAGCUUGCUCUGUCACUGAAUCGUCCAAGACAGGUGCUAUCAAUUGUACAAGAUGUUUUGAAGAAAGGUCAGUCUGGGCUUGAGGAAACACUGAGGCUAUUAAAUCAAGACCAAAAGCAGAACUUGCUCAAUUGUGUAUCUGCAUGGAAUUGCAAUAGCAAGAAUUGCCAUGUCUCUCAGUUAGUUAUCUCCGUGCUGCUGGAAGAUGUUAUUGGUGGUAGCCUGACACUUCCUCAUCUAGCUGAAUCUGUGGAAGGACUGCUUCCAUACACAGAGCGACAUUUCAGGCGUCUCACACAGCUCGUACAGGACCUCCAUCUUCUUCAUUAUACCACUGCAGUUAUGGAACCUCAUUCACAGUGAUUAUUUUCUAGCAUUGUACUAUUUCAGGAGACAACCAGAAUAUUUUCAGUCUCAAGAAAAGUUCUUUGGAAGUUGUACACAUUAUUUUAUAUAAAUUUAGAACAUGAAAAAUACAUAAUGAAAUAAAAUAUAAUCCAUCCUUGACUAAUUCAUGUGCCUAUGUGAGACAUGGAACCAUAUUUUAACAUAAAUAUAUUUUCAUUCAA